Homo sapiens (human) is the source of this 1115-nucleotide messenger RNA. It is a transcript of the gene TRMT112, whose product is annotated as tRNA methyltransferase activator subunit 11-2. Bases 337 to 714 code for a protein of 125 amino acids. Gene Ontology annotation, molecular function: protein heterodimerization activity. Gene Ontology annotation, cellular component: nucleoplasm; perinuclear region of cytoplasm. NCBI's taxonomy places the organism in Eukaryota, Metazoa, Chordata, Mammalia, Primates, Hominidae. The transcript has 5 exons. The record is from RefSeq and is a predicted model, not a curated record.
ACACAAUGCCUCGGGACUGUCCCGGGAGGUGAGGCCCCCACGAUUGGCGAGAAAGCUAUUUUGCAUAUGAUUUGCAUCUUACGAAGAAUUUGUGGCAAAAAAAAGCUGGGCGUGCGCCGUAGGAACCUCCUGCUGAGACGCUUCCGGUAGCGGCGCGUGACCCGACAGGUCUUUCACCUACCUACCUCAGCUCCCACAAACACGAGAAGUUCCAGCAAGUUCGCCACUUCCGGUUCUCCUGGCUAUCCAAUAGCAUCGAGAGGAGCAUCCCCGGAAGUGAGGCAGCGGAGGACGACCUUUUUCCGGUUCCGGCCUGGCGAGAGUUUGUGCGGCGACAUGAAACUGCUUACCCACAAUCUGCUGAGCUCGCAUGUGCGGGGGGUGGGGUCCCGUGGCUUCCCCCUGCGCCUCCAGGCCACCGAGGUCCGUAUCUGCCCUGUGGAAUUCAACCCCAACUUCGUGGCGCGUAUGAUACCUAAAGUGGAGUGGUCGGCGUUCCUGGAGGCGGCCGAUAACUUGCGUCUGAUCCAGGUGCCGAAAGGGCCGGUUGAGGGAUAUGAGGAGAAUGAGGAGUUUCUGAGGACCAUGCACCACCUGCUGCUGGAGGUGGAAGUGAUAGAGGGCACCCUGCAGUGCCCGGAAUCUGGACGUAUGUUCCCCAUCAGCCGCGGGAUCCCCAACAUGCUGCUGAGUGAAGAGGAAACUGAGAGUUGAUUGUGCCAGGCGCCAGUUUUUCUUGUUAUGACUGUGUAUUUUUGUUGAUCUAUACCCUGUUUCCGAAUUCUGCCGUGUGUAUCCCCAACCCUUGACCCAAUGACACCAAACACAGUGUUUUUGAGCUCGGUAUUAUAUAUUUUUUUCUCAUUAAAGGUUUAAAACCAAAAGCGGUUUCUCUUUGCAGCAAAUAUACAUUAAAAUAGAGUCUCUGUACAGCCAAGGGCUCUGGGCCCUGGCUUGCCCCAUGUCCCUGCGCCUCCCUGGCCAAACCCAAAAAUAAAUAUAGUGUUAUUGCUCUGCAGGGCAUAGAGGCAGUGCUCUCCUACCCCCUGAGGAGGCUCGUUGGGAGCUGAUGGGGAAGCCCUGGCCACCCCAGGGGUCCAGGGGCUGGAGUCUGC